Messenger RNA from Cydia strobilella, 327 nucleotides. RefSeq lists its product as uncharacterized. The transcript is spliced from 3 exons. Bases 1 to 327 code for a protein of 108 amino acids. NCBI's taxonomy places the organism in Eukaryota, Metazoa, Arthropoda, Insecta, Lepidoptera, Tortricidae. The record is from RefSeq and is a predicted model, not a curated record.
AUGGAACUUGAAAGCAUGGGAAAUUCUGACCACUCUUAUGCCAGAAAACGCCAUUAUGACCACACCUAUGCUAUGAAUGCACCAAUGAAUGUAUCAAAUGAUGCUGCUGCUGUACUUGUACCGUCACACAUAACAACUGUAGUUGAUACAGCAGAUGGUUCACUGGAAUCCAUGCCACCUAUUGCGGGACCGUCGACUGAGGCAUCUCAUCGAAAUUCAGAGCCCGUCUCCUCUGCAGAUCAACCUUGCAUUGCGGUUGUGGAGCCAUCAUUUGAGCAAACUCCACCGCAAACAGGUAACAAGAACAUAAAUGUACAUCAGAUCUAA